Molecule: messenger RNA, 1083 nt
Organism: Penicillium pulvis
Lineage: Eukaryota; Fungi; Ascomycota; Eurotiomycetes; Eurotiales; Aspergillaceae
Product: CRAL/TRIO domain protein
Exons: 2
Coding region: 1-1083 (360 amino acids)
Molecular function (GO): phosphatidylinositol transfer activity
Source: RefSeq, a predicted model, not a curated record
AUGUCAGCCAACGAGUCCGCAGAAGUCGUGGCAUCUGUGCCCGCAGCUACCAAUGGCGAAGUGAAGCCCGAAGCUCCCGUUGCUGAGAACCAGAUCGAGACCCCUAAGACAGAGGACGAUUUCCCCAAUUCCGCCGCGGACGGUCUGAUCAAGAAGCCAUUCGCCAAUCCCCUCGAGACCGCCAAGCCCGUGAAGCCGGCGGAGUUGACCGCGGAUCAGCAAGCCAAAUAUGAGACCGUCCUCAAGGCCGUCUCGGCAUGGACCACCGUGCCGAAUACCUCUGAGAAGAACGCCCCUACAGCCCCGAUCACCGAUGACGAGCGCAUGUGGUUGACCCGCGAGUGUCUCCUCCGAUACCUUCGUGCCACCAAGUGGAAUACGACAGAGGCUGAGACCCGGAUCAAGCGUACGUUGACCUGGCGCCGGGAGUAUGGCAUGGAGAAGUUGACCCCCGACUAUAUCUCCAUUGAGAACGAGACGGGUAAACAGGUCAUUCUGGGCUAUGAUAACAAUGGUCGGCCAUGUCUCUACCUGCGUCCUUCCAAGCAGAAUACCGAGAAGAGCGAGCGCCAGAUUCAGCACCUGGUCUUCAUGCUUGAGCGAGUCAUUGACCUCAUGGGUCCUGAUCAGGAAACACUGGCACUUGUGAUCAACUUUGGCGAAUCCAAGUCCGGGCAGAACGCCUCCAUUGGCCAGGCGAAGAAUACCCUGGAUAUUUUGCAGAACCACUACCCCGAAAGAUUGGGACGUGCUCUGAUCAUCAACUCGCCGUUCUAUGUUUGGCCAUUCUUCAAGAUCAUCACGCCUUUCAUUGACCCGGCCACCCGGGAAAAACUCAAGUACAACGAGGACUUGCGUAACCACGUACCUUCCCAGCAGCUCUUGAAAUCCGUCGGCGGUGAUGUGGAGUUCGAGUACGACCACCUCAUCUACUGGCCCGCUCUGAACAAGUUGGCUGAACAGCGCCGUGAAGCCAAGCGUGAGCGUUGGUGCCAAAGUGGCAAGCAGGUUGGCGAGCUUGAGAACUACCUCAAGGGCCAGGAUAUUCCCAGCGCGUCGCAGGGUACUAGCGCCGACAACUAG